UCCGCGGGGCCCGGCCCGGCCCGGCCCGGCCUCCCCGGGGCGCCGCGGCGGAGGAGGAGCGCGGCGGCCCAAGAUGGCGGCGGCGCUGAGGCGGCGGGCGGGCGGCGGGGCCGCGGGGCUGCGGCGGGGCCCGGGGUUGUGGCGGGGCCUGUGCCGGCAGCGCAGCACUUUCGACGUGGCGGUGGUGGGCGCGGGCAUCGUGGGGCUGGCCUCGGCGCGGGAGCUCGUCCGGCGGCACCCCUCGCUGGCCUUCGCCGUGCUGGAGAAGGAGCGGGAGCUAGCUCAUCACCAGAGUGGACAUAACAGUGGUGUGAUUCACAGUGGGAUUUACUACACACCUGGAUCUCUGAAGGCCAAGCUGUGUGUGGAGGGUGCAGCCCUCUGCUAUGAGUACUGUGACCAGAAGGGAAUACCUUAUAAACAGUGUGGGAAGCUAAUUGUAGCUGUUCAACAAGAGGAAAUUCCAAGACUCAAAGCUCUGUAUGAAAGAGGGCUGCAGAACAACGUCCCAGGUCUGAAACUGAUUGGAGCAAAAGAAAUACAAGCAAAAGAGCCUUUCUGCAGGGGGCUGAUGGCCCUUGACUCCCCAUACACUGGCAUUGUGGAUUACAAACAAGUGGCCCAGGCCUAUGCUGAAGACUUCCAGGAAGCAGGUGGGACCAUCCUGACUGAUUUUGAAGUUACAAACAUGGAGAUGGCUAAAGAAGGUUCUUCAGAAAUGGAAGAUGGACUGAAAUACCCACUUGUUGUGAGGAGCUCAAAGGGUGAGGAGAUCUCCUGUGGACACAUUGUGACCUGUGCAGGGCUUCACUCUGACCGCCUGUCUGAGAUCAGUGGCUGCAGCCCCGAGCCCCGGAUUGUGCCUUUCCGUGGGGAUUACUUGGUGCUGAAACCAGAAAAGUGCUACAUGGUGAAAGGAAAUAUUUAUCCAGUUCCCAAUCCUCGGUUCCCUUUCCUGGGAUUUCAUUUCACACCAAGAAUGGAUGGCAGCAUUUGGCUUGGUCCUAAUGCAGUACUGGCCUUUAAAAGAGAGGGCUACAAAUUGUUUGACUUCAGCACUGGGGACUUUUUAGAUGCUGUCAUGUACAGUGGGUUGUGGAAGCUUGUGCUGAGAAACUUGUCUUAUGGGCUGGGUGAAAUGUACAGAGCAUGUUUCCUUAGUGCACAAGUGAAGGAACUUCAGAAGUUCAUCCCUGAGGUCACCGUCAAUGAUGUACUCAGGGGUCCAUCUGGAGUGAGAGCUCAAGCCUUGGACAGUGAUGGAAAUCUGGUGGAUGACUUUGUAUUUGACGGAGGCAGCGGAGAUCUUGGGAGCAGAAUUCUUCAUGUCAGAAAUGCCCCUUCUCCUGCUGCCACCUCCUCCCUGGCCAUUGCAAAAAUGAUUGCAGACGAAGUGAAGCGAAGAUUCGAAUUGUGAAGUGAUCGGCGGGUGUCGUGCAGUUCUGCCCCUCUUGUAUGUGUAGCAGUUUGUCUGCAUUGAGUGAACUCUGCAGCCUUUAAAUGAGAGAAAAGAGGCAACGUGUUCCCUGCCAGACCAGCAGUUGAGAUGUUUGCCAUUGCCAGCUCACCACUUCCCAGCUUCCUGAAGCAAGGAGUGGUGGUGCCUGCUGAGACCUGGAGUGGUAGGGCCACCUGCAGAGGAGAAGCAAACAGCCCUGUCUGCAGGAGCAGCCCGUGGAGCAGCUGAUGCCAAGCACAGCCAGGAGGCUCCCUCAGGGCUCUUAGUGGGUCAUUAUGUGGAGCAGGGAGAGCCCCGUGGUGGGGUUGCCCACCAGGACUUCCCAUGGUCCAAACAGUUGCCUCCUCCUCACACUCCGAAGGAGGUGGUUGAUGCUCUGCAAAGCCAAGAGCAUGGAGGUGUUCUCUGGGUGCUUCCUCUCUGACUCCAUUUAAUUUGGAGUCUGCAGUCCCCUAGCUGACAGCAAAGUAAUGGAGAUAGAAGGAUAAGCCCUGCUUAAGGGUUCUGCUGAUAUGGAAUUAAGGGCUUUAUCAGAGACUGAAAACAAUAUUCAGAGCCUUCCACAUGAGUGUAGAGUAUUCCAGAGACAAAUAAGCCUAAUAAGGGAUUACCAAAUCCAAGUCAAUUUAGAUAUGUCAUUCAGAUACUCUAUCUGAUCACUGUAUCGUUUUACAGAGCUGAAAUUAAAAUGUAUUCUUAAGCAGUAAUUUUUCACUGAAGUUAAACCUGGGAAGUCGGCUCUGCUCAGAAACUACUUCAGUGGGUUUUGGGGUUUGGGUUUGCUUUUUUUUUUUUUUUCCUUUUGAAUACUGGUAAUGCAGAAGGAGCUUAUCUUUGUACAGCAUGUUGAGCAAUCCGGUGGAAAUGGUCUUUGUAAAAGCAAAUGUGAAGGGAGGGAAGCUACAGAAACCUGUCUGAAUUGAGUCAUGUUGCUUGCUGCUUCCCUUGGAGCCCAAACAGAGUGAGUCAGGAAGGCUUCCCCUGUCCCACCUGGCAGGCAGGAGGGGAGCUCAGAAGGUGCUGGUUCCUCUCCUGAAUUCUUACUGAUAUUUGAAGUUUUAUCAAAGGUACACCUGGCAGAGAGUCUCUGGAGAAGGUGCUUUAAACCACAGAGUGAUGUUAAACACAUUUGGUACUGAGCUAACUGAGUAUCUUGGUGUGCUCUCUGUAAUUGCUAGGAAAACGAAUUACGUGGCCCCAGGGACAAAGUACUUGAGAGUAGUUUUAAAGCAGAUGUUCACAGGAUGUUGGGUAAUACAGAUAAUUGUGGGUAGUUUGCUACCAGGCAGUUUGCCAUGCUGCUGUUUUGUUGGUUUUUAAAGUUGCUUUCUGCACUCCUCUGACAUGCAUGAGGAGUGUGUUAGCUUGGGAGGUCAGGUGUGCUAGCGGAUGUUUGUGCUGUAGAGAGCUGAGCUGCUUUUGGGACAGAAAGGGCUUAACCUGCCUUUUCCUUUUCUGAUUUUUUUUUUUUUUCCUGGUGACAUCUGCUUCACUUAGAGAAGUGAUUCCCAAAUAAGGGCAACCUGGAAAUUCAAAUAAUUAGCCCUUCAAAUCAAAGCUCUUGUCAUCAUUAUUCUUAGGCACAGUAACACUGGACAGGGAUUCAGCUCUUCCAAGUGCUGAAAUGCCACAUGGCUGUGUAACUGAGAUCUUCACAAUGGAACAAUCAUCCUUUCCCUCCCCACCAGAAGUGUUGCCUAUCAACAGUAAAUACUACAAAAGGAUUGCAAAAGCCACUUCCUCCCACACGAGGUGUGUCCCUAACAUGUAUUAACAGAAUAAAGAACAUGAAAAUGUAAAGCAGUCAUACACUACGGUGAAUCUUAAGUCAGCACAAUUAGCUGUGCAGUUUGCUGUGCUUUUCUCCUUCAGGAGGAGUUUAACUGAAGCUUUUAAAUGAUGAUUUUUUAAUGUAGCAUUCUGUGAAAUAUUUAUCUUUUGGGAAAUAGUUACAAACCUUUUUUAAAGGACUAAUGUCAGAGAAUUAGGAUCACAGGGUUUCGUACAUAAAUCUUGUUGCCCGCAAAGUGUGAAAAUGUAUUAAUAUAUUUUCUGAAAGGGUCUAAUUCACUUGGAUGGCUUAACUGUGCCUUUAUUAUGAUUAAAAUAACAUGGUGUGUUGUUUGUUGGGUUUUUUUUAAUUGAAAUAAGGUCUGUGUCUUUCUACUGACUUACCCAAAAGUUUCACUGGUAUUUGUUUAUUCUCAUCUGCAUAGGGCAGGAUACAGCUCUGUGUAAUAGGAAUUGCUUUACUAGGAGACACAGCCAACCAAAAGUGUCUUUCUGAAGUACUUGUAUCUUAUCUGUGCUUAUCACACUGCACAGCUUUUCCUGACACAGGUAUGUACACAGUGGACAGCACGAGUCUUAAGCCUGAUCCGGACCUGUAACGGUGUGUGGGAUGGUAACUCUUGGAAUUCUGAAUAAAUACAUUAGGACA
Molecule: messenger RNA, 3899 nt
Organism: Apus apus (common swift)
Lineage: Eukaryota; Metazoa; Chordata; Aves; Apodiformes; Apodidae
Gene: L2HGDH
Product: L-2-hydroxyglutarate dehydrogenase
Exons: 10
Coding region: 74-1417 (447 amino acids)
Molecular function (GO): (S)-2-hydroxy-acid oxidase activity; (S)-2-hydroxyglutarate dehydrogenase activity
Source: RefSeq, a predicted model, not a curated record